Anguilla rostrata (American eel) is the source of this 3599-nucleotide messenger RNA. RefSeq lists its product as uncharacterized. The record is from RefSeq and is a predicted model, not a curated record. The transcript has 4 exons. NCBI's taxonomy places the organism in Eukaryota, Metazoa, Chordata, Actinopteri, Anguilliformes, Anguillidae. Gene Ontology annotation, molecular function: protein binding. Bases 339 to 1469 code for a protein of 376 amino acids. Gene Ontology annotation, biological process: intracellular signal transduction.
UUCAUGGACCAAAGAAUGCUGUUUUUUGUGUUUGCAGAUUAGAUGAAUGUUUGCAAGUCAGAUAAGUUCAUCAUAUGAAAAGGGUUUGGCAAUGAAUCCCUUGCAGUAGACUCCCAACCUUGUGGUUUCAUCAUAUUUAUUGGUGAAUAGAGCCCAGUAAUUGCCUUAGACUUUUGUGAAUUAGUCAGAAUACUUAAUGAACUUAAUUUACACACCCCCUCCCUGUUUUUGUGUGUACAUCUCAGGAAUGCGUAGGUGCAUAUAUAUCAACUGCCAAGGAACUCAGUGUCACAGCUGUGAAUUUGUGUGUGUGUGUGUGUGUGUGUGUGUGUGUGUGUAUGUAUGUAUACGUGUGCGCCUGUGUGUGUGUGUGGUCUCUCCACAGGCUCGGAUGGUGUAAUCUCACAGAGGGCUGCUGUGAUGUUCUGGCCUCAGUCCUGCGUUCUCCUCACUCAGAGCUGAGAGAUCUGGAGCUCAGAGACAACGAGCUGCAGGAUUCAGGAGUGACAGCGCUCUCUGCUGGACUGGAGGACCCACACUGUAAACUGCAGAGACUGGGGCUGUCAGGCUGUAGAGUCACACAGAGAGGCUGUGAUUCUCUGGCUUCAGCUCUGUGUUCAAACCCCUCACACCUGAGAGAGCUGGACCUGAGAUACAAUCACCCAGGAGACUCAGGAGUGAGAGCGCUGUCUGCUGCUGAACUGGACACACUCACACUGCUUGUGGACCAUGGAGGAGAGAACAGGACCAAACCAGGACCCAGGAAAUACGGCUGUCAGCUCACACUGGAUCCAAACACAGUGCACAGAGAGCUGUCUCUGUCUGAGGGGAACAGGAGGGUGACACACACACUGGAUCCAAACACAGCACACAGAAAGCUGUCUCUGUUUGAGUGUAUCAGGAGGUUGACAUGCACACGGGCGAGAGAGGAGCCAUAUCCUGAUCAUCCAGAGAGAUUUGAGUACGAGCCCCAGGUUGUGUGCAGAGAGAGUGUUUGUGAGCGCUGUUACUGGGAGGCUGAGUUCAGUGUGCCUGAGAGGGGAAGGGUUUUUAUAGCAGUGACAGAUAAAGGAAUCAGCAGGAAAGGAACGGGUCUUGACUGUGCGUUUGGAGAGAAUAAAAACUCCUGGAGUCUGGAGUGCUGUAAACACAGAGACUCUGAUAAACCCACUUACUCUUAUGAACUCAGUUUCUCUGUCUGGCACGAUGAGAACCAAACACACAUACCUGCCCCCCCCACUUCCUACCGCAGAGCAGGAGUGUGUGAUGGUGCUGGUAGAGAAGUGUGUGUGUACAGGGUAGGAGUGUGUGUGGACCGUCCGGCCGGCACUCUGUGCUUCUACGGCAUCUCUGACACUGACACACUGACCCUCCUGCGCAGAUUCCACACACACUUCACUCAACACACACCCCUCUGUGCUGGAUUUAGAGUGGAGUACUCCUCAGUGUCCCUCUGCCAACUGGAGUAGACACACACACACACGCAUGUGCGCGCACACACUCGCAUGCACACACACACACACACACACACACACCACACUCAUAUCCACUCACACACGCACACCACACACACUCAUAUACACAUACACACACACACACACGCACACUCAGAUACACAUACACACACAUGCUCAAUCACACACACACACACGCAUGCACACACACACACUCAGAUACACAUAGACACACCCACACCCACACCUACACACACAACCGCAUACACACACACACACACUUCACUCAACACACACCUGUCUGUGCUGGAUUUAGAGUGUGUGACUCCUCAGUAUCCCUUUGCUCACUAAAGUAGAGACACAUACGCACACGCACACACACACACACUCUCUCAUUUACUCUCCAGCACACACACACAUACUCUCACACACUCACACACUCACAAAUGCACACACUGGAGUACGCUCAUGCACACGCACUCAUACAUCCACGCACGCACGCACACACUCAUGCACACACACUCACAAACUUACACACACAUACACACUCUCUCACGCCCAAUCACACACAUGCACACCUACACACAUGGAAACACACAAUCUCUCGCACACACAAACACACACAUUCACCAGUGCACUCUCACGCGCACACACACAUGCAUGCAUAUGUACACACGCUCAUUACUGUAUGCACACACACACACACUCUCUCUCUCAUACUUAGUCACUCAAACACACCCUCUCUCUCUCACACACACUCACAUCCACAGUCACACACAGAUUCACACAAACGCACGCACACACACACAAACUCAUGCACUCACAAACACACACAUACAUGCGUGCAGAGACACAAACACGUGUCAACACACACACACACACAUUCUCAUUCCCAUACGCAUGCACACACAUGUAUCAACACACACACAUUCUCUUGCCCAUACACACACGCACACACACACUCAUGCACUCACACAUACACACUCACACAGACACACAUACAUGUAUGCACACACAUUAUACACUUGUCUACACAAACAUUCUCAUACCCAUACACACACACACACACACGUAUAAACACACACACACACAUUCACAAAGGCACUCUCACGCACACACACACAUACAUACACUCAUUCUCAAUCGCACACACACUCUCACAUCCACAGUAAUUCACUCAAACAGACGCACACUAACACACACACGCACACACACAAAUGUAUAAACACACACAAACACAUUCUCUUACUCAUACACACACGCACCCGUGUGCACACACACACAUACUCACGCACUCACACAUAUGCACACACAUACUCAUAUCCACAGUCACUCCCACAAACAUACGCACGCAUGCACAAACAUUCACAAAUACACACACACACAAACACUCUCACCCAAUCACACACACACACGUCGACACACUUGUAACCUUCCUUGACCAAUGCCUUACCAGUGCAAUUUCAGCUGUACCCAAUAUUAACCUCAGUACAGCUUAAACCCUGUACACAAGAGUAUGAUCUUUUAGCAUGUUCAGGUUAUUUCAAAUGUUUAAGGUGUGUUAAUGUACUUUUGAUUAUUAAAACAUUAAUGUAACACUGAGUGUAAUAAUGGCAAAAUAUGGCAGGGUAAAAUGUUUUUUAAGUAAUAACUCUCUCCUGUAUCUGCAUCUUUGUAUAAGAGAAGCCAGUGCCACUCGUCCACUUAAAUGUGCAUUUUACUAGUUUUUAUAGUUGCUUUCAUUCAUUUUCAUAAGAGUUCCAAUGUGCAAAUUUCAUUGGGCAAAUGCAGCUGAUAGGGAGAAUGCAGAAUGGUCACUGCAGUGUACUUGUUUCCUUUCAUUACUGUAAACAAUGAUGGGUUGAGUUUCCUUAUUUAUUGGGUCUGUUCCUUUUAUUUUCUGUAUUUUCAGACAAUAAUCUUCAAUGAUUAAACCUGAAUUAUAAAAAACCUUCAAAUGUGUUGGUGUUAUGAUUUAUUUUUGUGUGAUGUAUUUAACUCCUGUGACACAGUAGUACUUAUUUCAUAUUCUGUAUGGGAUUAUGUUUGGGCUCAAUAUGAGCAGAUCAGCAUGGGGUUAAAUUCUGCACAGUUGAAGCAAUGACAUUCAUCUACAGGAGUGGAAAUAAAAUCCAUUAUAAGAAA